GGUAUCCCUCAACCUCAAACCGCGGGAAAGUGGUAAUCAAAACACAAAGAGGCGAGGCAGUGUGAAGUGACGACAUUUUAACGAGAUUGUGUUGAUUUGCGAGAAGUUUUACCAUGGAUAAGAGAAAGCAAGGCUUUGGGAAAAGCCCAGCUCCAGCAAAGCGUACAAGACCAGAUGAUGAUGAAGAUGAGGACUUUCCUGGGACUUUCGAAGAGGAGCUUGCGUAUAUGGAUGCCAAUGAAGGGGACUUCACGGAAUUAAUUGGACAGGGCCCAGAUACCAAUCAGACAUCUGUAAAAUGGAGUCGACCUGCCCCACCCCCGAUGAAUCCCGAUCAACAAAAUUUGGAAUUCCAGCAAAUAGAUGUGGACCAUUACACUGGGACGCCUAUGCCAGGAAUGCCAGGAUCACAAAUUGGUCCAGUUCCAGUUAUGCGUCUAUAUGGGGUGACAAUGGAGGGUAAUUCCGUUUGCUGUCACGUUCAUGGUUUUUCCCCUUACUUUUUUGUGUCUGCCCCAAAGGGUUUCAACAACAGUCACUGUAAGCCUUUUAAGGACUCUCUCAACAAAGCUGUUCUUGCUGACAUGAAAGGUAAUCGAGACAAUGUGCAAGAAGCUGUUUUAGCUGUUGAAAUUGUGAAGAAGCAGAGCUUGUAUGGCUACCGGGGGGAUGAUAUGCAGAACUUCCUUCGGGUGACUGUUGCAUUGCCUCGUCUCAUUGCUGCUUCCAAAAGGUUAUUGGAAAAGGGUGAUAUAUUCACUGCCUUGGGACCUCAUGCAUUCACUAGUUAUGAAUCAAAUAUUGAUUUUGACAUCAGAUUUAUGGUGGAUGCAAACAUGGUUGGUUGUAACUGGAUUGAACUACCAGCUGGAGCCUGGAAAAUGAGAAGCAAGGAUAGCAAAACUAAACCAUUUGCGUCCAGGUGUCAAAUUGAGGUUGAUGUCUCAUGGGAGAAACUUAUUUCUCACCUUCCUGAAGGAGAGUGGGCAAGAGUGGCCCCUUUCCGUAUUCUUAGUUUUGAUAUUGAGUGUGCUGGGCGUAAAGGUAUUUUUCCUGAGCCCACCCAUGAUCCUGUCAUUCAAAUAGCAAACAUGGUUAUACGUCAAGGAGACUCAGAACCUUUUAUUAGAAAUGUAUUUACCUUGAAUACUUGUGCUCCAAUUGUUGGAUGUCAGGUUAUAAGCUGUGAUAAAGAAACUGAAAUGCUGGAGAAAUGGGCUGACUUUGUGAGAGAGGUUGACCCAGAUAUUUUCACUGGAUACAACAUAACAAAUUUUGAUUUUCCUUAUCUAAUAAAUCGAGCCAAACAUUUGACUGUGAAAAAUUUCACAUAUUUGGGAAGAGUAAAGGAUAUACAAUCUGUUAUUAAGGAAUCUCAACUAUUUAGUAAACAAAUGGGACGUCGGGAAAACAAAAACGUAAAUUUUGAAGGACGAGUUCCAUUUGAUUUGCUUUUGGUCUUGGUUAGAGAUUACAAGUUGAGAUCCUACACAUUAAAUGCAGUUAGUUACCAUUUUCUUCAGGAACAAAAAGAGGAUGUACAUCACUCUGUUAUCACAGACUUGCAGAAUGGGACAUCUCAAACAAGACGUCGUCUUGCUGUCUACUGUCUGAAAGAUGCCUAUCUACCACUUCGACUUCUGGAGAAGUUAAUGUGUAUUAUUAACUACAUGGAGAUGGCUCGUGUAACAGGUGUGACUCUGGGAAGUCUCCUGACUAGAGGACAGCAAAUUAAAGUAGUUUCACAACUGUUGCGCAAAGCUAAAGAACAUGAUUAUAUUAUGCCUACGUACCAAAGUACUGGAGGUGAUGAUCAGUAUGAAGGUGCUACAGUUAUUGAACCAAAGAGAGGAUAUUAUGGAGAUCCAAUUUCAACUUUGGAUUUCAGCUCUCUAUAUCCAAGCAUUAUGAUGGCCCACAAUUUGUGCUACACAACACUUCUGCAGGCCAAUAAUAGGGAAAAACUGGGACUGACACCAGACCAGUACUCACAUACACCCGCCAAUAACUACUUUGUGAAGGCAUCGGUUCGCAAAGGACUUUUGCCCGAAAUUUUAGAAAGUCUUUUAAAUGCCCGUAAAAAGGCAAAAGCUGAUCUGAAGAAAGAAACAGAUCCCUUCAAACAGAAGGUGCUUGAUGGACGUCAAUUGGCUCUGAAGAUAUCAGCUAACUCAGUUUAUGGGUUUACUGGAGCCCAGGUUGGAAAACUACCAUGCCUUGAAAUUUCUGGAAGUGUCACAGCUUACGGACGUACUAUGAUUGAGCAAACCAAAACUGAAGUGGAAACCAAAUAUCGUAUUGAAAAUGGUUAUGAACAUGAUGCUGUAGUUAUUUAUGGAGAUACUGAUUCAGUAAUGGUUAAAUUUGGAGUUAAAACUCUUGAGGAGGCUAUGAGGCUGGGUCAGGAGGCUGCUGAAUAUGUUACCUCCAAAUUUAUUAAACCAAUUAAAUUGGAGUUUGAAAAAGUUUACUUCCCAUAUCUUUUAAUCAACAAGAAGAGGUAUGCAGGCCUGUACUUUACUAGUGCUGACAAGUAUGACAAAAUGGACUGCAAAGGUUUGGAAACAGUUCGCAGAGACAACUGUCCUCUUGUUGCAAACAUGAUGAAUACUUGUCUGCAAAAAAUUCUUAUUGAUCGAAAUCCUGAUGGGGCUGUAGCUUAUGCUAAACAGGUUAUUUCUGAUCUUCUUUGUAAUCGAAUUGACAUAUCAAACUUAGUAAUCACAAAAGAACUAACUAAGUCAGACUAUGCUGCUAAGCAGGCUCACGUUGAACUUGCUGCAAAAAUGAAAAAGCGUGAUCCAGGCAAUGCUCCAAAAUUGGGAGAUCGAGUGCCCUAUGUACUUACAUCUGCAUCAAAAGGCACCCCAGCAUAUAUGAAGGCUGAGGAUCCUAUAUAUGUACUUGAAAACAGUAUCCCAAUUGAUUUCACCUAUUAUCUGGAAAAUCAGCUGUCUAAACCUUUACUUAGAAUAUUUGAGCCAAUUCUAGGUGAUAAAGCUGAAUCUAUACUGCUUCGUGGUGACCAUACACGAACAAGGGCAGUUAUGACAUCACGGGUUGGUGCUCUGUCUGCUUUCACUGUGAAGCGUCAAGCUUGUCUUGGAUGUAAAGCUGUGUUACCUAAAGAUCAAGAAGCCAACGCUCUAUGUUCACAUUGCUCACCCAACGAAGCAAAGCUCUUCCUCUCUGAACUGCAGAGGUACCGUGGUCUGGAAGAUAGAUUCAGUAGACUGUGGACUGAAUGUCAGCGGUGCCAAGGAUCCUUACAUGAAGAAGUCCUGUGUACAAGCCGUGACUGUCCUAUAUUCUACAUGCGUAAGAAGGUCCAAUUGGAGCUUGUCACUCAAGACAAGGCUCUUGAAAGAUUUGGUGACCCAACUUGGUGAUGUAGUAGUCCUCACUGGUUCAAAAUGAUCUCUGUUCCUUUUUGAACUCUAAUAAUAAUCAAUGGAAUAUAGAAAUAAAUACGUUGUGUGAUUGUUUCCUGUAUGUUAAUUUGAAUUUGAGUCAUAUUUUAAUAGUCAUUUGGUUAUUUAAAAUAAGUUUAAACAUUCACUUUCAAUCAUUUGUAAAUUGUAAUUCAAUUGUUUGUUAAAAUUUUUAAUGUGUAACAUUUUAAAAUAAAAUAGUACUGAAUUCAGCAGAA
Molecule: messenger RNA, 3649 nt
Organism: Frankliniella occidentalis (western flower thrips)
Lineage: Eukaryota; Metazoa; Arthropoda; Insecta; Thysanoptera; Thripidae
Gene: PolD1
Product: DNA polymerase delta catalytic subunit
Exons: 19
Coding region: 114-3389 (1091 amino acids)
Biological process (GO): DNA replication proofreading; base-excision repair, gap-filling; nucleotide-excision repair, DNA gap filling
Cellular component (GO): delta DNA polymerase complex
Molecular function (GO): 3'-5'-DNA exonuclease activity; DNA binding; nucleotide binding
Source: RefSeq, a predicted model, not a curated record